Pollicipes pollicipes is the source of this 360-nucleotide messenger RNA. RefSeq lists its product as uncharacterized. NCBI's taxonomy places the organism in Eukaryota, Metazoa, Arthropoda, Thecostraca, Pollicipedomorpha, Pollicipedidae. The record is from RefSeq and is a predicted model, not a curated record. The coding region runs from base 1 to 360 and encodes 119 amino acids. The transcript is spliced from 4 exons.
AUGCCAACGGCAGUGCUGCGUGAGAGCGAGGCGAUCAGUCGGGGAGUGCUCGCCUAUGCGGACGACUUGCUCGUCCACGAAGACGUGGUCAGCGCCGACAAGGUGAUGGGGCACUUUGCGAGGCGCAGGAUUGGCCUCAUGCGACAGUUGGUCGACGAGUUCCAGCUCUCGGUGACCUUCCAGUCGAACGAGCUGGGCGUGGCGCUGGCGUACCGCGAGGCCGGCCACCUGAUGGUGACCGUCAGCUGGACCGAGACGGCGUGCCCGGCCACGCAGACGCGCAAGCUGCGCGAGGUGGCCAAGAUCCCGCAUGUCUUGGAACGGGAGAUACGGGGUUGGAUCAACUAUCAGUGUGCUUAA